Messenger RNA from Lecanosticta acicola, 1359 nucleotides. The record is from the annotation of a GenBank genome assembly. NCBI's taxonomy places the organism in Eukaryota, Fungi, Ascomycota, Dothideomycetes, Mycosphaerellales, Mycosphaerellaceae.
AUGGGUCUUUUUGGCAGAGAAGGUAGCGCUGACGGCAAACCUCAAGAGCGACCCAUCAAGAGGAAACCCUUCGCCAACUUGGUAAAGAAGCUCGGAUUCAACAGGAGCGGCGAUAAUCAGCAAGAGAAGACUGGCAAUGGCAACAAGAAGUCGAACGGCGGGCUGGGGGGCACAUUGAAGCACAAGAAGCACAACACCUGGAGCAAGAACAAUAACCCCUAUCCCGAAUCAGGCCAUGUUCGUCCUGUUCAACAGGCGAGUCAGCCAUCCUUCGGCGAGUCCGCACGGCGCCGCUUCAGCACAUCGUACUCUUCUCUCCCCAUCAGUGCUGGGCACGAUCGCGAAGAGCCAAGUCACAGCAAUAAGAGCGGCGCACCCACCCUCGCGACGAAUACCGAGACGGUUCACAGCGAUGCCGGUCAUAGCAGAGCGGCCACGGCCACCACAGGCGCUGGGGCUCUCAGUAGUAUGGAUUGCACCGGAGCAGGUAGUACCUUCAGCUCGCCGACCCACAGCGACCACUCUCUCGCUACGACAUUGACCACGAUACAAUCGCAGUCGAAUGCAGGUGCUCCGAAUGGGGCAUCUGGUGUCCAGCACAACCACACUCAACCCAUCGGCAGCCAGUUUAGCCAUCAAUAUCCAGUGUCCCCUGCUGCAUCAGCCAUGACAGCUUCCGCCAUUCCGCGCCAUCUUCACGGUGACACCAGUGUCCCCCACUCGUACGGCUCCACCGCUGCGAGUGGUCUCCUCGCGGACAAUGCCAGUAUCAUGACACUGGCCUCGUCUUCCAAACGCAGGAGAAGAAGCAUGGACACCGAUGCCUCCGUCCGAGCAAUGGCACCGAGUUCCAACUUCGGCGGCAGCCGUGAAUCACUCCCCCUGAGCGUCCUUAGCGCCAACAUCGACCCACCUCGACACUCCAUUCAAGCUGGCUCGUCACUCGCCGCCGAGCGGGCAAGCGUCUACUCUUCUUCUGGUCUCGGACGUGACGGUAUCUCCUCACCCAUUGGCCCAAGCGAGCGGAACUCCUACUACGCCAAGCAAACUGCCGGAGACGCAAAAUCUCUGCGUUCCAUCACAAACCUGAAGAAUGCCACGGAUGCUUCAUCCAUCACGGGGAUCUAUCCGCGGUCGGAAUAUGAGGCGAAGAGGGACGCUGGCGAUGUGGCCAGUUUGCGGAGUGUAGAUGCUGCCAAGAGCAUCGACCACACGAGGAACAACAGCAUUGGCAGUCCGGUCAAUAGCCCUUCGCUGUUGAGGCAGACAAGCAUCGGAGGAACUACGGCGUUAAGUUUGAGCGAACGGAGCAGUGAGUGGAGGGAUCGCGAGCAGGAGGGAGAUGAGGUGGAGGGAUAG